Molecule: messenger RNA, 1563 nt
Organism: Nanorana parkeri
Lineage: Eukaryota; Metazoa; Chordata; Amphibia; Anura; Dicroglossidae
Gene: NAGS
Product: N-acetylglutamate synthase
Exons: 7
Coding region: 44-1531 (495 amino acids)
Biological process (GO): L-arginine biosynthetic process
Cellular component (GO): mitochondrial matrix
Molecular function (GO): arginine binding; L-glutamate N-acetyltransferase activity, acting on acetyl-CoA as donor
Source: RefSeq, a predicted model, not a curated record
AACUCAGGGUGACAAAACGUGAAGGACACAGUACCGGUUCUCCAUGAAAACUGUACCUGGGAUCUCGUCUCUCUCUUUCCGUAAUCCGCGCUUUCUUAGUGUCCUAGGAGGUGGAAGUGGCUCUGUUCUCCACCAGCGGACAAAGACCAGAAAUGAUCCCACCCAGGAAGAACUGAAAAAUGCCCCCAGCCAACAGGAGGGCAUCAAGGACCAAGGUGGCAUUUCCUCAAUGGUAGACCGAUCCCUGGUGCGAAGAGACAUUCGCGCUUUUCUGAGAGAAUGCGGUGGCACACCUAGCGAAGCCCGUCAUUGGCUAGCACAGUUCCAGGAGAUGCACUCAACGUAUCAGAAGGUCUUUGCGGUUGUGGAGGUGGAUGAGAAUGUUUUCAGCUGCAAGAGAACCCUGAACAGUGUGGCCUUUGCACUUGCCUUCCUGCAGCGAAUGGACAUGAAGCCACUGGUAGUGAUGGGUCUGCCCAGCACAUACUGUUCCCGUCCUUCAGCCCAUGAUGCAAAGUCCCUUUUGGUGCACAACUGCCAAACUCUAGUGGAUGCUGUUCAUGCCAACUCGGGUACAGCUUUACCCUUCUUCAAUGGAGGAUCUGUGCUGGCAGCUCGUGAACAGGAUGACUGUAGUUAUGGAUCAGUUUUAUCGGUGGACACUGAGCUUCUUACUUGGUGCCUCAACUCUGCUAACAUUCCCAUCAUAUGUCCCAUCGGUGAGACACCAUCUGGACGGUCAGUACUACUGGACUCUAUAGACGUGACCAGCAGUAUCUCCCGGGCACUGAACCCUCUUAAAAUCAUCUUCCUCAAUACAGCUGGAGGACUGAAGGACCUGAGUGAGAAUGUAGUGGGACACGUCAAUCUCCCAGCAGACCUGGAACUGAUGAGGAAUGCGGUGUGGAUGAGUGAGAGGCAGCGCCAACAAGUGACUGUCAUUGUGGACCUCCUGAACCGCCUGCCCCCUUCUUGCUCUGCUGUGAUCACCUCUGCCCGCACCCUCCUGAGCGAGCUCUUCAGCAAUAAAGGGUCUGGCACACUCUUCAAAAAUGCAGAGCGAAUGAUGAGUUUUGAAUCCCUUGAAGAUAUCGAUACCGAGCGCCUGAUCUCCCUGCUGAACAGAUCCUUCCAGAAGAAGCUGAGGGAUAAUUAUAUCAGUACUGUGGCCAAGAAACUGCACUCUGUCUACUUGUCUGAAGAGUACAAUGCAGCUGCCAUAAUUACCACCGAGCCAGUGCUGGGAGGGACUCCUUACCUGGACAAGUUUGUGGUCAGCUCUGGCCGGCAGGGCCAAGGUUCUGGGCAGAUGCUAUGGGAGUGCAUCAGACAAGACCUGCAGACCCUCUUCUGGAGAUCACGAGCUACCAAUCCCAUCAACUCCUGGUACUUCAAGAACAGUGAUGGAAGCUUCUCCAACAAGCAGUGGAUAUUCUUCUGGCUGGGCCUCGCUGAUAUCAGGGAUUCAUAUGAACUGGUGAACCAUGCAAAGAGUCUGCCCGACUCCUUCUGUAAAAGCUCCGUCUCCUGACUUCCUUCUCCCCCUGCUGGACAAUAUUCUAU